Volvox carteri f. nagariensis is the source of this 438-nucleotide messenger RNA. RefSeq lists its product as uncharacterized. Gene Ontology annotation, cellular component: cytoplasm. The record is from RefSeq and is a predicted model, not a curated record. The transcript is spliced from 3 exons. Gene Ontology annotation, molecular function: protein binding. Bases 1 to 438 code for a protein of 145 amino acids. Lineage: Eukaryota; Viridiplantae; Chlorophyta; Chlorophyceae; Chlamydomonadales; Volvocaceae.
AUGAUCUCCACCCUGGAGGAGGUGGCGCUGCACCAGCAGAACAUCGAAAAGAUCGAACUCCUCGGGCAGCUUUGUCCGAAGCUGAAGAUCCUAUACCUGCAGAAUAACCUCAUAGGCAAGAUACAGAACCUCCACAAGCUUAAGGAGCUGGAGUACCUUAAUAUGGCAGUCAACAAUGUGACGAAGCUCCAGAACCUUCAGCGGUGUGAGAGUCUCAAGAAGUUGGACCUCACUAUUAACUUCAUCGGCAAGGCCGGCUUGCUCACGGUGGAGAGCCUCAGGGCCAACAUACACCUCGAGGAGCUGUUCCUGCUAGGCAAUCCCUGCACCGACUGGCACGGCUACCGGCAUUACGUCGUAGCCAAACUACCACAACUGAAAAAACUGGUGGGUAGGGUUUUAGGGUUUGGGAUUGGGGAUAGUGAGGGGCUGGGUUAG